Triticum turgidum subsp. durum (durum wheat) is the source of this 306-nucleotide messenger RNA. Lineage: Eukaryota; Viridiplantae; Streptophyta; Magnoliopsida; Poales; Poaceae. The record is from the annotation of a GenBank genome assembly.
AUGGCGUGUCAAUCAACCCACACCCUUCUCUCACCGCCGCCUCCCAUCCCCCAUGGCGUCGCUCAUCCCGUCCACUCCCCGCCACGGCGUUGCCAACACAUCUGGCACGGCGAGCAGCGAGAUCCGACCGGGAGGCGCAGAAGGCCUCAUCGUUAUCCGUUCGCAGAAGUCCACAUAGCUGGCCCGUCCGGAUUUGGGCGAGAUGACCUCAGGCACGAGGUGUGGCUCGACGAGUUGGAGGGAUGGCCCCCUGGUCGUCAGGCCCGGUCUUCUACUUCAGCCGAGACGCGCCGUCCAUCUCCAUAG